AUGCGGUGUUCCGUCAGGCGCUGCUUCAUAACGUCUGUGGGCAUCGGAUUCCUGUGGCUCUUCAUCACUUUGAAAGUCCCCGAGGAAAUGGAAGAUGAUCAAAACGUGAUGGCUAUCAAAGGCCAGGAGGACAAUUAUGACAAAAGGAAAGACCCGAGACCAUUAGAAGACUGGCAGAAUCUUACCUUCGAAUAUUUUAAAACAAUUCAGCAGAGAAGAAAAACAUGGCUGACAGUGGGCAUCUCCUCAGUGCCACAACCAGAUCAAAGAAGCCUCUUGUACACAUUGGUCUCUCUGUUCCGUGCUUCCUCUAAGAUUGAACAGAAACGUCUCACGGUGCUGGUCCACCUGGCACAUUCUGACCUCACCAGGCUCAGAGAAACCGUUCUCCAUAUUUCAACCCUCUUCAGCCCACAGAUCUUGGCAGGGCAGCUGCUACUGAUCCAUGCUCCGCCUGAUGCCUACCCCUCCGUGGAUGACAUGAGGAAGGAGGCCCAUCAUGGGGAAUUCUACUCUAAGCAGAAUAUAGAUCAUGCCUUCCUCAUGAGCUUUGCCACAAGGCUCUCUGAAUACUUCCUGUUACUGGAGGACAAUGUCUUUUCUGCCCCCAACUUUAUCACCCACAUUCAUUGGAAGGUGAACACCAUGCGGUCCAACCCAUGGGUGCUACUGGAGUUCUCUAAUAUGGGCACCCUUGGCAAACUCUUCCACAGCAAGGACCUCCCACUCCUGGCCCAUUUCUUAAUCCUUUUCUACAAGGAGAAGCCCCUUGACAGGCUGAUCCCCCACUUCCGUACCCUCCUAGCUCAGAAAAACCCAAUCAUCUGCAGACCUUUCCUUUUCUACCACAGGUUCUCCUACCACAUCUCUAACGACACCCAGAAGGCCACACCAGUUCAGAAAAAGAACCCCUAUGUUCCUGACAACCCACCUGGAGCCAUUUUCACGGAUAUGAAGGUUUUUGAUGUUCAUUUCCCCUGGGAAGCCUACACCCUGGACGAGUCAUUCUUCUGGACCCACAAUGUUAGUGCAGGGAACCACCUGACAGUCAUUUUGAACCAUCCGGCGAACUUGAGCAAAGUGCAAGUAUUGACAGGCACCAUCGUGGAUGGAAAGUACGCCCUGAAGAAGGGGCAAGUGGAGCUGGGCUACGACCCCGAGGGAAUGCCUCAAUACUGUACCAGCUUCACCUUGCUGGGCCAGCUCUUCGAAGGGCAGAUGAAUCAGGAGAUAUUUCUGAAAAGGAUGGGGCACAACGUGAGCUGUGUAAGGCUGGUGGUGAAGGCUGAUCAGGUUGGCGGUCUUAUAAUCAGGCAUAUUUACCUCUGGGAGCAAAAUGCCAAAGAUAUGGAAGCAGCUCGGAGUUGGAGGUAA
Odobenus rosmarus divergens (Pacific walrus) is the source of this 1374-nucleotide messenger RNA. RefSeq names its product alpha-1,3-mannosyl-glycoprotein 4-beta-N-acetylglucosaminyltransferase-like protein LOC641515 homolog. The transcript has 3 exons. The coding region runs from base 1 to 1374 and encodes 457 amino acids. Lineage: Eukaryota; Metazoa; Chordata; Mammalia; Carnivora; Odobenidae. Gene Ontology annotation, molecular function: acetylglucosaminyltransferase activity. Gene Ontology annotation, biological process: protein N-linked glycosylation. The record is from RefSeq and is a predicted model, not a curated record.